Lactuca saligna is the source of this 339-nucleotide messenger RNA. Lineage: Eukaryota; Viridiplantae; Streptophyta; Magnoliopsida; Asterales; Asteraceae. The record is from the annotation of a GenBank genome assembly.
AUGGACAAGCACCAAAGGAUUGUUUGUGAGGUAGAGGAAAAAGAAAAAGCCAAAUGCGAAGCUCAGGUCACAUUGGAAAGUCAUAAACUCUUAUUUCCUUUGUGGACUUUAGAGCGGAUUUUAAAUGAGGCAGUAGAUAAUCCUAGCAUUCACUGGAUGAAUCUGGUUGCCUCUUUUGAUCUUGAAAACAUGCUGGAUUUGCAAUUUGACAUGCCUCUCACACCAAAAGCAUUUCUGUUUUGUAGCUUUGCGGUAGUUGCGAAUGCUUCAAAUUCCGAUACGGUGGUUGAUAAUCAAUUCAUGGAAUUUUAUUUGAAGCAUGGCAAGCCUCAAUUCUAG